AUGGACAGAAAACUGAAUUGGGGACCAAAUGUUAUUGCACGUACCCAAAAAGCUAUGGUUGCCUUUUACUGUUGUAGAGGCGCUAUAGGCAAAAGAUGGGGACUCUCACCGAAGUCCAUUUUAUGGAUAUAUAAUGUGGUGGUAAAACCAAUUCUCUUGUAUGGAGUGUUAUUUUGGAGAAAUACUCUGAAUAGGUCAACACUAUGCAAGAAAUUGAAAAAGGUUCAAAGGACUGCACUGAUGACAUUAAGCGGAGCGUUAAAAUCAACGCCGUCACUUGCCCUGAAUGUUAUCUUCAAUAUCUUACCUAUCGACAUUGCGGCGAAAGGCGAGGUAGCUGGGGCAGCUUUACGUAUAAGAGAACUAGGAAUUGGAAGCAGUUGUGGAUGGAUGCAAGAUUCCAUCCUCAGAGAAAUUGAUUUCAUUCCGGAUAUAACAGACUACUGUACUACAAUUACAAUUGUGAACAGAAAUCUUGAAUUAUUUAUUCCUUCUAGGGAGACAUGGAAAAACUACUCUGUAAAGAGUGAUAAUCGCCUUAACUUCUUUACAGACGGCUCAAAGUUAGAUGGACAAGUAGGAGGAGGAGUAUACUGCCCUGAACUAGAUCUCAGUAUGAGUUUCAGGCUACCGGAUCACUGCAGCGUUUUUCAAGCUGAAGUAUCUGCUAUAUUGGAAGUUUCAGAUUGGCUGAAACACAAUGUCUCCUCCGUUAAAUUUAUAAACAUAUUUACUGACAGCCAGGCAGCUAUAAAAUCCUUAAACUCGUCGACCUUCAACUCGAGGUUAGUACUGAAUUGUCUUACAUCACUUAUGGUGAUGGCUGAAUAUUUUCGGAUACGAAUUAUUUGGGUCCCUGGACAUAGGGACAUCCAAGGCAACUGUAUAGCAGAUGAAUUAGCAAGACAUGGUACGACAGCACAAAUUCUUCUGGAAAAAAAAAGUGUGGUAUUUAUUAUGAGAUCAGAACGAGACCAUCUUACACAACAAGUAAUUUCCCAAUAUCGUCCAAUUCAACCUGCGACCACAUUACAGAAUAAUGGUUUACACACUAACGGCACACUGACUGUUGAAAGCAUAUGUUCACAAGCUUGA
Molecule: messenger RNA, 1095 nt
Organism: Teleopsis dalmanni
Lineage: Eukaryota; Metazoa; Arthropoda; Insecta; Diptera; Diopsidae
Exons: 2
Coding region: 1-1095 (364 amino acids)
Molecular function (GO): RNA-DNA hybrid ribonuclease activity; nucleic acid binding
Source: RefSeq, a predicted model, not a curated record